UCAACAGCCACACCCCCCUCCCCCCCCGGCGCGAGAAGAGAGAGAGAGAGAGCGCAAUGGCCGUAUCAAGCUGCUCUAGGGUUUUACCCAUCUUCGAGUGCCGGUCCGACCCCGAAUACUCCACCAACUUCCGCCCCGAAUACCCCAGCUACGGUGACCGUAACUCGGCUCCGCCACCGGUUCGUAAAUCUCUCUCCGCCUCGUUCGACGGCUCGCCCGGUUCCCUUUCCUCUCUGAUCUUCAAGUUCCCUCCCAACUUCGAGCGCCAGCUCAGCACCAAGGCCCGGAGGAACUGCAGCAACAUCGGCGUCUCUCAAAUCGUCGCCGCCUCGUGGUCCACCAAUCCGCCCCCCGCUGCCUCCGCCUCCGCCGGUGCUCCUCCGAUCCAUGUGGAGGACUCGGCGGCGGCUGUUGGCGGCGGCGAUGAUUCUUGUAAUUUAAACGGUGUACAGUUGUCUGGUCUGGCUGGUUCGAAGAAGACUGCCGAUUUUUUGAGCUUCGAUGGGAGUGUCGCUGUUCAUGCUGGUGAAAGAUUAGGUCGUGGCAUCGUUACUGAUGCAAUCACCACCCCUGUUGUUAAUACCUCUGCCUACUUCUUCAAGAAAACUUCCGAGCUUAUUGAUUUCAAGGAGGGACGACAUGCAAGUUUUGAGUAUGGGCGUUAUGGAAAUCCAACCACUGUUGUUGCAGAAGAGAAGAUAAGUGCACUUGAAGGUGCUGAAUCAACACUGUUAAUGGCAUCUGGAAUGUGUGCCAGCAUUGUAAUGUUUAUGGCACUGGUUCCAGCUGGUGGGCAUAUUGUGACAACCACAGAUUGCUACAGGAAGACAAGGAUUUUCAUUGAAACUGUUCUCCCCAAAAUGGGGAUCGAGGCCACUAUCAUUGACCCUGCAGAUGUGGAUGCUUUAGAACAUGCACUUGAUAAGAAUGAAGUUACUCUUUUCUUUACGGAAUCACCAACAAAUCCAUUUCUCCGGUGUGUUGACAUUGAGUUGGUUUCAAAGCUUUGCCACAGUAAAGGAACGUUGGUCUGUGUUGAUGGAACAUUUGCAACACCUUUGAACCAAAAGGCCCUUGCUCUUGGUGCUGAUAUUGUUCUGCAUUCUGCAACAAAAUAUAUUGCAGGCCACAAUGAUGUUCUUGGUGGUUGCAUCAGUGGAUCUGAGAAACUUAUCUCUGCAGUUCGUACUCUCCAUAACAUUUUGGGUGGUGCUCUUAAUCCGAAUGCCGCUUAUCUGAUCAUUCGAGGCAUGAAGACACUGCAUCUUCGUGUACAGCAGCAAAACACAACAGCAUUGAGGAUGGCCAAACUUUUAGAGGGACAUCCCAAGGUAACUCAAGUUUAUUAUCCUGGUCUUGUUAGUCACCCUGAACACUAUGUUGCCAAGCAACAAAUGACUGGUUUUGGUGGUGUGGUUAGUUUUGAGAUUGAUGGGGACCUGAUGAAAACUGCGAAGUUCAUUGAUGCCUUGAAAAUUCCUUACAUAGCUCCUUCAUUUGGUGGCUGUGAGAGCAUUGUAGAUCAGCCUGCAAUCAUGUCCUACUGGGAUCUUAGCCAAUCAGACAGAGCUAAGUUUGGGAUUAAGGACAAUUUGGUUCGAUUUAGCUUUGGAAUUGAAGAUUUUGAAGACUUGAAGGCUGAUAUCCUUCAGGCCUUGGAGACUAUAUAAGGUCAUCGCCUUCAUUUUAUUUCCCCAGCCUAAAACCAUACCCAUCUGAUUCUUAGCACGUGUAAGGGAAUGAUAUAUUAUGCUUUAUAUGUUUCUGUUCCAGGAUCUAUUCACUAAAUGCUUAACCUAGCCUACUAACUAUGAUGAUUUUGUUUUAGUCUAAAAUAUCUUUUCAUACAAUUCUUUCGUGUCCUAUUAUUAUUA
This is a messenger RNA of Camellia sinensis, 1874 nucleotides long. RefSeq names its product cystathionine gamma-synthase 1, chloroplastic. Gene Ontology annotation, biological process: transsulfuration. NCBI's taxonomy places the organism in Eukaryota, Viridiplantae, Streptophyta, Magnoliopsida, Ericales, Theaceae. The record is from RefSeq and is a predicted model, not a curated record. Gene Ontology annotation, cellular component: chloroplast. Gene Ontology annotation, molecular function: pyridoxal phosphate binding; cystathionine gamma-synthase activity.